CUGUGGGAGAGCGUACGGAGAUCUGCUCAGGGAUAUUCUCGCCCACGGUGGAUCUCAGCCGUUGGUGAACGGACUGAGGCCUGGCGGGGCUUGUGGGCUCGCGAGUUGGUGCCGGCGAAAGGAGGUGGCUACUCGACCGGUUGNCGCGUCUCCGACAAAUCUCGGCGCGUUGCUGUGGCGGGGCGCUUCACGGUGGAUGCUAGUCGAAAGAGAGGAGGGCAACACUGGUACUGCAAUUCGUCUGAUGCGUGCGACGGGCGGACAUCGGCGGUAGGAAGGCUUCUCGCGGUGGUGGACGGACGUCAGCGGCCUUCUCGCGGCGGCGUGCUUCUCCUCGGCUGGGCCGUUCGACUGCGCGCGAUGGGCCGUUGCGAGACGCCGACGGUUGCUGAUGGAUGGCAGCGGCUAAGGGUUCGCCGGCGAGGAGGGAUUUUCGGGAGAAAAUCGAGGGAGGGGAGGCGAUUUUUCGAUCUGAUUUUGGCCUAA
Messenger RNA from Striga asiatica, 486 nucleotides. NCBI's taxonomy places the organism in Eukaryota, Viridiplantae, Streptophyta, Magnoliopsida, Lamiales, Orobanchaceae. The record is from the annotation of a GenBank genome assembly.